Acinonyx jubatus (cheetah) is the source of this 4320-nucleotide messenger RNA. It is a transcript of the gene GMNC, whose product is annotated as geminin coiled-coil domain containing. Lineage: Eukaryota; Metazoa; Chordata; Mammalia; Carnivora; Felidae. The coding region runs from base 135 to 1139 and encodes 334 amino acids. The transcript is spliced from 5 exons. Gene Ontology annotation, cellular component: nucleus. The record is from RefSeq and is a predicted model, not a curated record. Gene Ontology annotation, biological process: negative regulation of DNA replication; negative regulation of cell cycle.
CCGGCGUCACCGGGAGCUCCCGCAGAUUAGAACUCGCCUCUCCUAGCUCCUCCCCUCAGUCCCAUUUAAAGCUCCUACAGGCUUUACCGAAAAAUUGAGGGCUCAGUUUCUGCAGCGCCUUCUUCCACUGCAAGAUGAACACUGUUCUGCCUUGCCAAGACCAGUACUUUGUAGGAGGCCAGAGCUAUAAUUGCCCGUAUUCCACUACAACGUCAGAAUCUAGUGUUGACGUUUCCACGGAGACUUGGGUCUCUUUCUGGGCUGCUGGUCUCCUGGACAACAGAGAGCCCCAACAAGCACCACAGGCGCAGGAAUCAUCCAGUGACUCCAAUUUCCCUGUUCCUAACUCAUGUUCGUGGGAAGAGGCUCAGCUUUCCUCUCAGCUCUACAGAAACAAGCAGCUCCAAGAUACUCUGGUGCAGAAGGAAGAAGAACUUGCUAGGUUACACGAAGAGAAUAAUCACCUUAGACAAUACCUGAAUUCUGCUUUGGUUAAAUGUCUUGAGGAAAAGGCCAAGAAAUUACUGUCAUCAGAUGAGUUUUCCAAAGCAUGUGGAAAAUUCAGAAAGGGAAAGAGGAAACCCAAAGAGCAAAGAUAUUUUCCUCCUGAGAUCCCCCAUCACAAAAAUGCCAAGAGAAACCUCUCCGGUGAAUUUGCUAACUGUGAAGAACAACCUGGGCCCCCUGUGGAUCCCUGGGUUCUUCAAACACUUGGAUUAAAAGACCUCAAUACCAUUGACGACACUUUAUCAGCUAACUACAGUGCCCUCUCCUCUCAUCCCAGAAGAAUUGCCAGCACAUUUCCCCAGUUUCCGGAUGAUGCAGUCAAUUAUGAAAAUAUCCCCAGGGAGGAUCUGCCAAUUGACUAUGGAGGUGACCAAACAACCCCCUCACAUAGCACUGCCAGGCACGGGGAAGAUUUUCACUUACUUUCUCAACUUUCAAAUGUGCCAGGAGGGCUGCAAACUCCUCCUUACUAUACUUCUGAUGUGUCUCCCAAUAAGACAGAGAUGGCCUUUUCCACAUCCCUGAGCCCUCACUGUAAUGUGAAAACUCAUUCCUUCCACCAGGGACAAGCCUUUGUUUGUCGAGAUGAGGAGGGAGGCUGGAAGUUCACUUGGGUCCCUAAGCAGUCUUAGUGACCCCUGCUCUAACACAAAAGACUGCCAUCAACUCUGUUUACGAAGACCUCUCUUGCACUUGAACCUGACUAUUUGGAAUACGGAAGCUAUUGCCCAGACUGUCUCCUGCCACUUUAAAUGUCAAUCUCAAUUAUCCACUUAAAUCUGCAAAGAACAGCUUCCAAGAAUCCAUGAUGAAACAUGCCUACUCUUUUUUCACCUAAAUUUGACUUGUUUACAUAGCAACACCUGCUGUUGACUUCCUCCCUUUGCCCUGUACUUGAAAAGGUAUUUUCCAAUUGCCUGAAUACUUCUUUGAGGCCUGCAUAUGUUCUUUCAAUUAUAACAAGUCUAACAGCUUUUCUCCCUUCAUCAAGCAGUUUAAAUGUUCAUAGCCUCCACCCUCUCACUUUCGUCCCUCUCCUGCUCCUCUUUAUUUCUGAAAACUGCCUCUAGAGUGAAUGCUAUCAUUUCUCCAAGUGCCUGUUACUGAGUGUUCAGUUAGCUGGGGUAGGGUAGAAAGAAGUGUCUUCGCCCAUCAUCAUUCCCGAAGACAUAAUGUAGAUGUGAGCAGUGUUAUAUGUAGUACAGUUCAGUAAGUUGAGUGUCCUGUGCUAGAGUUGAUAAAGAGGCUCUUCAAAGAGCUAUAACUCUACUGAAUAGGAAAUACCACUGAUAAAUUAAAAGAUUUAAGAGAAUUAAAAUUACUUAAAAAUGUGCCACGGUACAUCAGCUUCUAGAGGCACCUGGCAUUGCCUCUUUAACCAACCAUCCUAAUUGCCUAGAUGCUGUCAAACUUCUAUUCCUGGAAGUAUUUUCAUUCAUCAUUUUUUCACUCAUUGGUCCAUUCAAAAUGAUUGUAGGAUACCUACCAUGUACCAGGCACUGUGCUAUGUGUGGUGAUAGAAUGUGAGCAAGUUAGACCUUGUGGCCACCCUCAUGAGACUUACAGCCACUUUUCUGCUGUGACCUUGAGAAACUUACUUCCCAAGUGUGAUGAUUCAGUUUUCCUGGCUGCAUAAUACAGAAGCUGGAUGAGAUAAUCACUAACAUUCUAUAAAUCGAGGCUGGGUCCAUCAGUUUUACACCAAUAUGGCCAUCCUAACUCACUAUUCUGUUCAAUUUUGAUAGACACUAUACAUAUAUUGGGUGAGCUUUACAUAUAAUUUUUUAAAAUGUGAAUCAUUUGUAGUUCAUACAAGAAACCAUUGCUCUGAUCACAGUAUUCCUUUUCUGGUAUGAGCCCAUUUUGCAGGUUAAUUCAGUCUCUGUGAGAGUAACUUGCUCUAACAAAUAGAAACAUUAUUUUUUUAAAUAAGUGUGCAUAAAUUUAAUGUAAAUUUUGAUGUCAAAGAUUUCUCUCUUUCUGAAUAAAAAAAAAUAAAUUCUUAGUGCUAAUGCUAGUUCUCCUCAAGCUCUCUAUCCUUCCCAGAAUAAUUUACAAUCAGAGAUGCGCACCUAUGUUUUUUGGAGAAAACUACAGUUACUGAUAAAAUUCACCACCUUGAACCUCUUUCCUGUUUUUCUGUUUUCCACCUCUCGUGCGUGAGAACAUGAGUGUGCCCUUUGGAAUUCUUUGUAACUGAGACAUGACUUUUGUUGUUGUUUGGUUUUUGGUGUGUUUUUGUGGUUGUGAGCAAGUAAUCUAUUUUAUUAAGUUUUGUUACCACAUUGUAUUCUUUAUAAUCCAUGAAGGAGAAUCUAAGAUACUAACUGAUGUUAUUCUCCAGAGUAUUUUCAUGACUUAGGAAGAGAUAGAACACAUUCUAUUUUCUAAACACAAAACAAAAUAAAACAAAACAAAAACAAAGAAGUGCCUUACAUUGCAGUAUCGGUGCCCCUGGUGGGUAAAAUUUAUCUUUUUAAAAUAACAAAUUUAAUAAUUAAAAUUAAAGAAUUAAAAUUGAUUAUAGUUUGAUACACUAGGAAUCAAGAAAGCAACAUAACUAUUUUAAAAGUCUAAGUGAUCAAGCUGUAAAACAAAAUUGAUCAGUCAACAAGUAUUCAUUUUGCACUUUUGUGUGCCGUAUCAUGGUCAUGUACCAUGAGUAAACACCCAGGCUUAAAAGGAUGCGUUUGAACGGUAAAACAGAGCCUCAUAAAAUGUAAUAGUUUAAAAUGAAACUUGGUCCUUGCCUGGUUUAAAGAUAUUACAGCACUCUUGUGAUAAAUUAUGGUAACUUUCUCUGGCUUAUUCCAUGGAUGAAAGAAAGUUACCACAUCUUGUGACCAUACCUACAGACAUUUGAUAUUUAAUUGCAUUAUGUAUAAACAAAUAUUUUGUUGAUGUUUGAGAAACUGGAAAUUUCUCUCACCUAAGUAUAUGUUCUAACUUUUAAAGUUUUACCAUAGUACUUCAGUAAACCACAGUUAAAAUUUUAUUAAUGUAAAGUGAGAAAUAAAAAUUAAAUACUUUUGUGAUUGUGAUAAAUAUCUUUAUAUUGUGUAGAACAUUUUCUAGUAAUGGAUUUUCUUCUCCUGGGUUUUAACCAUAAUCCUAUUUAUUGAUUUGUACCUCUUUUAUAUGAUGUAUAUGGCCAGACCAAUCUCCAGCAUUUAGGGUUUAACCGUUCUUUUCCUUAUCCAGGAUACAUUAAUGAGGCUUUCAGAUGUUAAGUGGCCUUGAGUCAAGUGCUUUGUAGGCACAGCAACAUAACCUCCCAUAAAUACUAGCUAGCAUCCAGCAUCAAUUUUAAAAUUUUGAUGACAUUUCCUACGUUCUCUGAUCAUCUGAAAAUAAAUCCUACCUAAAUCUCACUAAUAUCUGGAAAAUAAGGGCAUUUGGAAAGCUUCAGUUAUGCAGGUGACAUAUAAUGAAUGAGAUUAAUUUAAAAGACUGCAGUGAUGAUAACUAUAAUCUUGAAAAAAUGGCAAAAAAACUGUGAAUCAAUGUAAAAAAGUUGCUGUAUUUUCUCUAUUGCAAAAAAACAAAUAUUUUUCAAUGUGACAGAUGAAUUCAAUAACCAGCCUACAUCACAGGUUCAAAGGAAAAAAUAUAGAAUUUAGACAUCUGGUGAUGAUUUUUUGUAAGUUUACGUCUUGUCUAUAAAGUCAGAAUACACAAUUUUACAUGUGUUUCAGUUAACCAAAAGAUUCGUGUGGGCAAAUAUUAGAUGCAUCAUUUUUUCUUUAUUUUUCACAAAACCAAAUAAAAUUGGUUUACAACCUACACAUGCACAGUGUAAGUAUAUUUCUUAAC